This is a messenger RNA of Hydatigera taeniaeformis, 7827 nucleotides long. The record is from the annotation of a GenBank genome assembly. NCBI's taxonomy places the organism in Eukaryota, Metazoa, Platyhelminthes, Cestoda, Cyclophyllidea, Taeniidae.
AUGUGGUAUGACGUCAAAAGUUCAGAUCAAGUGCCAUCGCUACAAGACGCUGGAAGCCACUUCUCACAAACAGAGCUAAAUUCUGUUGAUGAGCCUGUCACUUUGCAGCAAACGUCACCAGAUACUACAACACCCUCUUCUAGUGGCAACAUUUCCGAUCAAGACCAAGGAAAAGUAUUCGCAGAGGUUGUUGAAGCUGCCAAGGCUGGCGAUUUAGCAAAAAUAAUAAACCUCGUUUCAUCAUUGACGGAGUCAUCACCUCCAUCCAUGAACCCGUCAACAGCACAGACGACAUCUUCGUCUUCCGCGGUUUCGAACAGCUCUGGAGACUUGGUUCUUCCUAAUUUAUCUGAGGGUAUUGAUGCCGUCAUUCAGAGUGCAGCCAACCCUUCUCAAACCUCUGUGGUGUCGACAACAUCUGACACUCCUGCUAUCACUGCAAUUUCUUCAAAUGAUGCCAGUACUCCCGCUGGCGCUUCUUCGUCAUCUACGCCUCCUCAGCGGCCACCAUUUUCGUCCUCUCCCCCAGCUGAAGAGUCGAAAGCCUUAUCAACACCAUGUGAGGAAGAGAAAACUAAAGACUGCAAAUCAGAGAAUUCGCAACCGGUAAAUGAAUUGACGGGACCACCCCUCUCAGAACCGACAGUCACACCUUCAGUCGCAUUGCCCACCACCGUGUGGGGUACAUCCACAAAUUUGCCUCCCAAGCCCGUCUGCGUCACUCCUUCAAAUCUCUCUACGGAUAUUAACGUACAAUUGACAGUCUUGAACUCGGCUGGCGAACUUAGUCCAGUUCAUUUAUGCCUACCAGAGCAUCCACUUAUUAUACUGCGUGUUAACCCCAUUCCAGGAGCUCGUGUUGGGCAAAUAGUCACCUUGACUUUUUCUGCACAGAUGAUUUUGAAGACUAUAUCUAGCAUUCUGGAAAAUGGUGCCGUCUACAAUGGUGCACCAAUUAUAAUACCCAUCUCUACGGCACCUCUACCUCCGGCCUCUACCUCAGCACCUAGCACAGAAUCUGUUUCUAAGGCAAUUGCAUUGCCGGCGCCACCUCCACUCCCUUUGGGAAUGAAGUCGGCAGCUUUGUCUGGAGCUCGGAAGAUGCGAGCAAUCGCACCGAAGCCCUCCAACUCUGCACCGGGUUCACUACCUGUCUCUUCGGUUGCUACUGCUGCGAUGCGCACCGCCUCGAUCAAUCGACCAGCUAGAAAACUUUUUGCUGCUCCGGUUGCACCGAAUCCCCUGACUUUAUCAAACUCUUCCUCGGCAAUUGCUCCAGCAUCUGCCCCGAUUGUUAAUCCCGCCCCUCUUGUCAGCAGCAGUAAUGCCCGUAGUGCUUCAAUUCUCCGAAAAGUGAACGCCAAUUCACCUAAUUCGCGUAACCGUAAUCGCAGAAAAAAUCCUACUUCGACCCUCCCUCCCCCACCUCCAGUUACCGUAGCUGUUCCAACUACAACUUCGAUUGUGCCCCAGUCCACCGGCUAUAUUGUCGACCCCACGUCAGGCGCCCUCAUCACCACCGAUACCAGCACUGUCUCCGGUGGAUUUAUCCAAUCUAUUAUGCAAUCGGGGCCGAAUGGUCCUCAUUUUUUUGCACCAACUGGUUCGAUCUUGGUGGGUCCCUCAAACAAUCUUAUUCCAAUGCCGAUUAGUGGCGUUAUUCCUGCUGAGAGUAAGCCUCCAGACACCGAAACCGUUGAUUUAAUCACUGGGGCAGGCAAUUCCUAUCCAUCGGGCUUCCUUGUUCCCGCCGAUGGCAGUAAUGAUGGAUUCUCUCGACAGGUUUUUUUCACUAACGGAGGUGGACCGAAUGGUCAGUUUCUCUUGCCCAGCUAUCAGGCAGGUGCGCCAGGUGGUGAGUAUAUGCAAUCCUUUUCUACGCAACAAGCGGAGUACUUGCAGACUAAUGGAGGUGAAAUAUACUUCACCAGUGAUGGGUCCUGUUACAUGCCUUACACAGGAAUCAUUGGGCAACCACAACCGGUAGCCACUGUGGAUAUUAAGGAUGACGGAAGUGGAGUUGACAUGGUAUCAGAAACAGAUGACAUCAUCGAUAUCGCCAUGCGCGUUGCUCGCGAGGAUGUGGAUUGUAGUGUAGCCGUUACCGGUGCUCCUGUUACUGCGGAGACUGUCACCACGGCCCCCGGAACGAUUGAACUAACUGGUGACACCAAUGGAGUUAUCAGUGAAUUUAUACAGUCAUCAGCCGUUCCUCCUUUGACAUCCUCUGGCACAGAUUUUGAAGAACAAGCUAUUGAGCAUGUCUCUCCAGUUAUUGAUGAAUCUGUCUCUGCAGCUGAUCAGCAAACUAGUACGGGUGAUGCUAAGAUUGAUGCUCUCCUUGCUGAAGCAGCUCUUGUGAGCUCGGUUAAUGGUGUUGGAGAUAACCAGUCAGCUGUAUCUGUUCCUGUCACUUCAUUACUGGCUCCUCGUUCCAGCGUGUCGACAACUGCAGCUGCUGUUAAUAAUGCGGAGGCCUGUACAAUAGUGGAGGCAAAUGCAGUAGAUAUGAAUGAGUUCCCCCAGUCACUCUACGAUAGCUUUGCAAACUUCGAGGCUGCAAUGAUUCCAGAACCGGUUCCUCAUUCCUCCACAGAGGCGGCUACGGAGGCGGCCUUCACUUAUGUUACCCAGAAAGUUGGGGACCUUGACGCCGAAUUUGGAACCACUGACUCUGAUCUGGAUGUCACUUCCACAAAUGUUACAGAAUCAUUUCUUAAGUCACUAGUUAAUCAGGCAGAUGACUUAGAAGCAGAAAUGGCUAAUAAAGAAGAAACAUGCAAGGUUACUGAAUCUCUUGAAGGUCAAAAAGAGUCCGAUGGUACAUCGCAAAAUGACGCAGAUGGAAUUACUUCCCAAACUGAGAUGACGGAUCUCUUUCAGCUUCCUUUUAGUCGAAGCGUUGACGACGAUGUUACCGGUGGCGAUAGUGAUGACAAUUUCUUUUCAUUUACACGUGAUUAUGCUACUUCAGAACAGUUCGAUGCGGCUUUGCAACUUCUCGGUUCACAACCCUCUUCCAACUGUUCGCCUUCUCAUAUUCAAGAUGAUGUUGACGAGGCAGAUGAUAGUAAUGUAAAUGGAACAUAUUGCGAUGAUGCUCCAAUUGUUCCGGACAGUCUUUCAGUGAAUGACCAGGAAGUAAUAUCAAGAGAGAAGUCGUCUAGUCAUGACUCGAAACACAUUGAUGAGGUUUCAUUUACCGAGUCACUUUUGCCGCCAGAUUUAACCUUGAAUGCCAGCGUCCUCGGUUCCCCUCCUUUAUCGGAUAAGCUGAUGAAUGAAGCCAGUAUGCACAAGAAGGAGCAGGAUGGGAUCCCAUCCCCUUGUAGCACUUCUGACCCAACAGAUAUUAGAGAGGCAGUUCCCAUCGUCUCUGCUAAUGUUGACGUUGAGGAGGAGGACGAUGACUCGGGAAGUGAAUUGGACUUUCUACCAAGUCGCAAAGGACCAGAACGCGAUAUAACUCCUCUACCAUCACCAAAGAAUCUUCAGUCAUUUUCGCCAACACCGUCACAGUCCCAGCCAAAGGAAUUACCAUUGAGUGUCGAGGACAUAUCUAGUUCUCCACAUCCCAUUCCUCUUCCGAUUACUACGUCUCCGAUCUCCGCUACAUCACGGAGAACUCUCAGGCUCCCCAGGCAAUCAACUCCUCGUGUAAGGUUUUCACGUCGGAAAUCAAUAUCUAGUGCGAUUUCACCGAGUUUGCGCCGUAGGAGUAGAAGAGGUCGGGGAGGUACCUCUUCUACACCUGUUUCUCCGCGUCAGCUACGCUCAUCGCUGGUAAAACAGAAAGAGGACACUGUUGAGGUGUCAGAGGGGGAGUCGUCGGAUGAGAUGCUGCCUUUGAAAGACACAAUUUCGAAGGAUCUCAUCGAUUUUGAUCAAACCGUGUGCUCUAACCAUUCACAAGACGACAGUCCCACUUUUCCUAUGCUCGGCAAUGAUGUAGGCAGCUCAUCGAGACUCACGCUUGACUCCACUUUACCAAGUGAUCCUUGUGUUGAUGAGUCAAAUGUUCUCUGCAGUGUGGAGUUGUCGCAGUCGCCCAAGAAGAGACUAGGAGCAAUUGAUGAAUUAACAAUAUCAAAUGCUCCCAACACUCUGACUGUCAAAGGAUGUCAUCCAGAAGAGGAUUCAUCGUCAGUGUCGUGGGACUUAAGCAGUGCCAGACCAACAUCGUUUGGGUUAAGCAGUGUGUCUGUCGUCUCUUCGUUAAUUCCCGUCAACAAUUUCGAGUCUCGAUUGGAGCUGCGGGACAAUCCGGUUCUGCAGUCAGACAAACCCUUUUGGAGCAACUCGAAUGGACCAGCUUCUACUGAGGACGAUGAUGAUGAUGAAGAGGGAUGUGAGAGGGAGAGAGGAAAAAGGGUGGAAACGGGGGAGCCGGAUGAGGACAGUGAAUCAGAUUCUUCUCCUAGUCUCCUAGCUACUAUUAGAGCGGCCUCUCUUGCCCUCAAUCUCCCCUUCAGCCCUCCAAUCGCCUUACCUGGAAACGAAACAGCCUUUGCUCAAUUCGCGUCAUCGGUUUCUUUACCAUCCUUCGAUGCGUUUGUUCCUCCUGAGGUGUGCAAUGUUGAUAGUAAGUACGCCAAACCUGACAGUAGCGUUGCUGCUGUCACUACUUCCAGAGAUGGUGAUGAGGAUGAAGAUGAUGGAGACGAUGGGUCAGGGGAUAUCACACCAAGCUCCUGGAUUCCGGACCCAACAAAGCUUAUGUUCUCUGAAAAUCUCUUCCCCCCCAAAUUCUCUCCGCUGCGGAUCCUACAACCUCCAUCAGUUCCUAUUCUACAAGAUAAAGUUUUGAGCUCCUUCUCUGCUAUCGCAGAGGCAGCCCCAGGGAGGGAAGGAUUCUCUACUAAUCCCAUCGUUAAUACUCAUCAGGAAAGCUGUCAGCUACUGUGUCACCAGUCUGGACCGUCCUUAUAUGAAAGAACACAAGAGUUGGUUACAGUAUCGUCUCAAGAAGAAGUAACCGUGGAUGAAAGUCUACCUGGCACUAGACAUCUCCCCAUACAGUGUGAGGUUGUUUCGGAUUCAAAGUUGGUCUCGCCGGUAGCGAAGUUUGUAGGUCCCAGCACCGUUAACCCACCUCCUAUAGCUCCUCAGCCGUCAUCACCACCUGUUCAAAUAAUCGACCUGCCUACACCCUCUAGCAAUGAAGCUGUGUCUUCAAGCAGUGACUGUGCUGCCGAACUUCAAGAUCAAAAGCCGACGGUGCAACCGCCGAUCCGCCUGAAAUUGAAGCUUACAGAUAUUAGACUGCGUCAUAAGAAAGUCAAUAGAAAGCGUAAAGAUGAACAAGCGGCAUCGCAGCGACUGCAGGACAUCGAUGCUUCAUCUCCACCAAAGACUCUUAAGAUUGGCACCAUUUUGCGGUUCUCGCGUGUUGGGGGAACGUUUCGCACUGAAACAGUGGUGGCACCGCAGUCGUCGCCGAACCGAACCGCAUCAUCACCACCGCAGCCAACACUACAACCGCCUCCAACACUGUCUACUACUGCUAGAGGUUCCGUUCCGCCGAUUCAGCCAAUAUGGGCGGCAUCUAAAUUUUCCAAGCGUGGACGUGGAGGAAGAGGGGGUAGAGGUAGGAGUGGAGGCAAUUUUUGUGCUGACCGUGUUGCUACUUUUACCACUGCUUCGGCUGCUUGUUGCAAUGUGGAUGAAAACAACGGUAGAAAUGAAGCUUCUGCCGAUCUGCAGCAGUCUUUUGUCUCAUGCGGUGUCAAGGCAGUUGCUCCUACCCUCUCCAAGAAGUUCUUCUCCUCUUCCAAAGAAGAUCGUCGCAGCAGUGCGAUCCGAACAGUGCGUCCUUGGCGUUCGACGUUCGGAAACAUAAUCCGAAAACGCGGUCGUUUAUGUGGUACAACGGAUCGUGUAGGAUCGCUUCGAAAUAGCAUAUCGAACCAACCUCCUCUUCCAUCGGUAUCUCGAGCACAAUCACAACAGCCUCCUCCUCUUACUCAAUCUAAUUCCGCUUCUCCCAACGACCCAAUCCGUCUCGUGAUCCGUCUUUCCAAGGAGAAGGACAGCAGUGUAGAUGCGGGUCAGCUCCUGGCAAACUGUCAAGCAAAUGGUGGCCAGCUCCAGGAGGUGGAGGAAAGUACCACUGUGACAAGUAAUGAGGGAGAUACUGUUGAUGAUGAUGUUGGGGAGGAUGAGGGAGAGGAAUUGGAUGAAGGAGAUGGAAAUGAAGUGGGAAAUGCAGUGACUGGUGAAUCCGCUCAACAGUUUUUGGUUGCUCCCGAAGCGGAGACCUUUAUCGAUAAGAAUCAGGCUCGAGUGCGUGUAGUUCUCAACAGGGCCCUUUAUACUGCCAACGGAAUCGAUCCGGAUGGUGACGACGACGAUGAUGAAGAUGAUGAGGAGGAAGAGGGGGAGUCAUCUUUUUCUCCCUCUACUCACGGAAGACUUCGCCGUUUACCCACAGUAAAAAACAUGCAACCGGCAGUUCAAAGACCUACUAUUUCUUCUGAGCAGCGCUAUCGCAGCCACCAGGUCCCUCAAACUGGAAGUCAAUCCUCUAGCUAUUCAUCACAGCAACCUGCUACUUCGAUAUAUAAUCACCAGACUACUACAGGUCCUCCAGUCUCCUCAUCCGCGACUGCUGUUUUCAGUCCCCGCCGUUGUGACAUGUCGACGGCACCCUCAGGUAUGCCACAGGCUCGACCGCAAAGCGAGGCUGUUAGUAGUGCUCGGAGUAGUAGUACAGCCAGCGGGAGUCUUCCUGCACCUAGUACGAUCUCUCCUCCCGCCCCCUUUACAAUCGCUGCAACGACGAGUGAGGCAGAAAGUAGUGGUGGCGGUGGCCCUCCCACACAAGAUCAUCACCAGAGUGUCGCUGUUGAACAGCAACAGCAACAGCAACAGCAGCAUUUCUACCAAAGACACCUUCCUCGCCAGUUUGGUGAACCGGACGAGAGUGAGCAGGCAUCAGGCCAGCACUCUUACGUUGUGCCCAAAAUGGAGAACACCUCUCAGCCGCCUACUCCGGCUACGUCUGCUUAUCCCCAGGAGGCUCACUUUGCUCGCCACUUACGAGAUUUUCCCACGAUUCCCACACAACAGCACCAUCAGCAACAACAGCACCAAGCGCUGGCGGCUGCCUGUGCAGCUGCUGCUGCUGCCUAUGUCGGGAAUUUUGAACCGGCGACCAUGCAGGCAAUGUGGGCCUCGUCCUUCCUUAAUAAUCUUAGUGGGGCCCCAAGUGGUUACGCACAGAGCCAGCAAUCGCCGCUCUCCUCCAGUCGUUAUAGUCAUCAUCAGCAUGACCAACAGCACUCGUCUCGUGGACACUUGGAUACAUCACAUCAACCUCAACCGCAGCAUCAGCAACAGUUGCAACAGCAACCCGUAUUUCCACCUUAUCGAGGAGAAGGGGAUGCUUCACGCGGCCAUACUAAUGAAGCACAUCAGCAGCCCCCAUACUCAGUACCUUCGCAUUUCACACAUCGAGUUGUGCCCGAUAGUGGAGCGCUGAACUACUACUGGCAUUCUCAGCAGUAUCAGCAAUUCCAGCAGCAGAGUCACAAUGCGACACAACUGAGAGCGAUUGAUAGGGCGGCGUCUUACUACUCCGCCGCCUCGCCGGCUCUACAACAACAGCAGCAACAUCAUGCAUCGACACCACAUCCCAACACAGGCCUCGCCUCCCAGUGGUAUCAGAGUGGAGGUGGCGGUGUACAAUCGUCGACUGGCCAGCCGUCACCAGCUGCACCACAAGCGGCAAGUUCGACGUCUGGCUACUCCCAAAUAGACGACUCAGCUGUUGUCGCGGCUGUUGCAGCUGCUGGCUAUCGGUUGCCCCCAUUUCCAAGACUCUCUUGA